Molecule: messenger RNA, 1742 nt
Organism: Striga asiatica
Lineage: Eukaryota; Viridiplantae; Streptophyta; Magnoliopsida; Lamiales; Orobanchaceae
Source: the annotation of a GenBank genome assembly
UAGAAUCUGUACAUUUGUCAUGUUAUAAAAACAAGGGAUAGACCACAUAUAAAACCUUAGCCAGUGCCCCAAAAAAACCCCAUAACAGUCCCAAUUUUUUUUCCAAUUUUCCUUUUUCUUUUCUCUUCAAAUUUAAUUUUCAAAGAAAAAAAAAAAGAGUAAAGAUUCUUAUUGAAGCUUUGGAAAUUGCAAUUAGGGUGUCAUUUUCUUUACAGGGCUAGCUGCAUGAAUUUUCAAGUUUGCAACACAAUCUGAGAAGAAGACAAAGAGAAAAUGUGCAUCAAGACAAACAGUCUAUGUUAGAAAAAAAAAUACAAGAAAAAAAAACACAAUUUUGUUCACAAUAAGCUGCUCCAAAAUGGAAUCUAAGGCCUCACCAAUCAUUUGUGCUUUUGUUUUCUUCCUGUUUUUUAUGACAUCCUCUGUUUGUCCUGUCCAAUCCGAGGUUAUCAACACUACCAAACAGAUUUUGAGGCCUGUGAAUGAGUCCAGGAAGCUGGACUACAUCAGAGUCCAUUUGGAUAAAAUCAAUAAGCCUCCUGUUAAGACAAUUCAGAGUCUUGACGGUGAUAUCAUAGACUGUAUAUUGUCACACGAACAACCAGCUUUUGAUCAUCCGUCGUUAAAAGGGCAAAAGCCAAUGGAUCCACCUAUAAGACCAAAAGGUCACCCAUCAAAACCCGACAUUUUCGGCGAAAAUUUCCAACAAUGGAGCUCGACUGGCGAAAUUUGUCCGGAAAACACGAUUCCAAUCCGAAGAACAACCGAACAAGAUAUGUUACGAGCAAAAUCCAUCCGAAGAUUCGGACGAAGAAUUAAGAAAAUAAUCAGAAGAGAUUCUACUAGCAAUGGUCACGAGCAUGCUGUAGGGUAUGUGAGUGGAGAUGAAUACUAUGGAGCUAAAGCAAGCAUAAAUGUGUGGGCCCCACAGGUUGCGAGCCAAUACGAGUUCAGUUUAUCACAAAUUUGGGUUAGCCCAGAGCUUUAUGGCGACAACCGUCCCAGAUUUUUCACUUACUGGACAAGUGAUGCAUAUCAGACAACAGGCUGUUACAAUUUGCUGUGCUCAGGCUUUAUUCAAACCAACAAUAGAAUAGCAAUUGGAGCUGCAAUUUCACCAACCUCAUCCUACAAUGGCGGUCAAUUUGAUAUUAGUUUAUUGAUAUGGAAGGACCCAAAGCAUGGGAAUUGGUGGCUAGAAUUUGGCAACGGGGUUUUGGUUGGCUAUUGGCCGUCGAUUUUAUUCACACAUCUCAAGCAACGUGCGAGCAUGGUCCAAUUUGGGGGCGAAACUGUAAAUAGCGGAAAUUCGGGGUCCCACACGUCAACCCAAAUGGGCAGCGGACAUUUUGCAGAAGAGGGGUUCGGAAAAGCCUCAUAUUUCAGAAAUCUACAAGUGGUCGAUUGGGACAAUAAUCUAAUACCCAUAUCAAAUCUUCAUGUUUUGGCCGACCAUCCAAAUUGUUAUGAUGUAAGGGGUGGGAUUAAUAGAGUUUGGGGUAAUUAUUUCUAUUAUGGAGGACCUGGGAGAAAUUCGAGGUGCCCUUAAAGAGAUAUAUAUAGUGCGUUUGUAGGGAUUUUUUACUGUAAUAUUUUUUUUUUCUUUUUCAUGGCGUGAAUUUUACGACAUAAUUAAUUGUACAACGUUUAGAGGCAGUGUAAAUUGUCAAAUGGAAAUAGUAAACACACUAUGUUUAUUUCAUGUUUUUAUAAAUAUUACCAUUUUUUUUUUUUGAAUUUUA